Messenger RNA from Microbotryum saponariae, 576 nucleotides. Lineage: Eukaryota; Fungi; Basidiomycota; Microbotryomycetes; Microbotryales; Microbotryaceae. The record is from the annotation of a GenBank genome assembly.
AUGUACUGUCUAUGUCAGUCGAGGAACUCGCUGACAGUGUGUGCGUUCUAUUCUGCAGAGGGAAUCCCAACCUUGCGGAGCUGAACAAGUGUCGACCCAUGAUCGUGAAGCAGAGUCGGAUCCAAAAGAUGCUCAGGUGGUUGAUCAACGAAAGCAAGAACACGAAAAGGUACGAGGCAACAACAGAAGCAGAGAAGCAUAUCAACCGUAUUCUGGCGGAAUUGCAAAGUGUCCCAGACAAAAUUCACGGCACAACUGCGCAGAUACUCGACAUGAGGAAUGGGAUCCGCGGAUAUGUUAACGCGUUCGGUAUGUACACCCUCUUCGUCACCGUCAACCUGGCAGAUUUACACUCACCGUUGAUGACGAGGUAUCUCACAGCCUUGCCAGGCGCAUCAAGGACCAAGUUUCUCGACCAAGCAGAUGCCGUUUGGGCCAACGACAAAAAGUCACCUAAUCGUGGGUUGCAACGCUCUUCCCACUGUGAAAGAUCUGUGGGGGACUACUGACACUCCGUGCCAUUUGAUCACCAAUGUCUCUCAGCGGCGGACAGGUGGACACAUUCACCACACCUAG